Messenger RNA from Erinaceus europaeus (western European hedgehog), 897 nucleotides. RefSeq names its product nascent polypeptide-associated complex subunit alpha, muscle-specific form-like. The transcript is spliced from 3 exons. Lineage: Eukaryota; Metazoa; Chordata; Mammalia; Eulipotyphla; Erinaceidae. The record is from RefSeq and is a predicted model, not a curated record. Bases 1 to 897 code for a protein of 298 amino acids.
AUGCCGACAAAGGUCAGCCCGGUCCACGCCAAGAGUCCACCCGGGCGUGGCACACCUUCCUCCCGGCCGGACUGCGUCGGGGGCAGGGAGUCCGCUCCAACUUUCACAUUCGCGGGGCCCAGAAAGCGACGCUGCAGGAAGUUUCGCCGGAGCCCGGCACCGACGCUUCCCCGCCAGCCAGGCCGCCGAGGGGGCUGGGCGCGGCCCGCCAGCGCGCACCGAGGGCGCCGGAACAAAGUUUCGAGACCGGGAGAAACUUUCCUGAGAGAAAGCGCCGCGGCCGUGCGGGGCCUGCAGCUCGCUACGCUCCGGCCACCACGACCCCUCAAACUUCCCGAGCGCCAGGAAGCGCCGGCCCCGCCGCCCCGUCAGGGCCCAGGCCGGGGGGACCCUGAGAGGAAGCGGCCGGACGCCGCACCCGCGUCCACGGAGCCGAGUUCGGGCGGGGCCGCGGAGGAGACGCCGUCCCGCCCGCCCGCGGGGCCCGGAGGAGGGCAGUCCCGCCUGAAGGGCCCCUCGGUUGGGCUCCGGAGCCCGCGUCAGCGCCAAGAGUUACCUGCGGCGAGCAGGGAGAGCGCAGAAGGAUUUCCGAGGCCUGAAACCGACCGCCGCCGCUUUGUCUCCCGCCCGUCCGGCCCCGAGGAGGAAAUGGGCCGCUCGGCGCCCCCGCCCCCGGCCCGUCCCCCGCCCCGCGGCCCGACCGCCCCGCCCGCCCUUCCCAGCACCUCCCUCCGGCGCUGGCAGGGCUCUUCCCGGCGCCUCCCGCCGCCGCCCCGCCCCGCCCCGCCCCACUUUUCCAGAGUGAAGGAGGACCUGAGUGUUGUGGAAUCCAGGGACGGCAUUAGGUCCAAGAAUGGCAAGACCAGCAAGAAGCUCACCAUUGCUGAUUGUGGAUAA